Messenger RNA from Pleurotus ostreatus (oyster mushroom), 1515 nucleotides. RefSeq lists its product as uncharacterized. The coding region runs from base 1 to 1515 and encodes 504 amino acids. The record is from RefSeq and is a predicted model, not a curated record. Lineage: Eukaryota; Fungi; Basidiomycota; Agaricomycetes; Agaricales; Pleurotaceae. The transcript has 9 exons.
AUGUGGUACAACUCUAUACUGACUGUCCCCAAAAAACUUCGUGGUUUCCGAGUUGGCCUGGCCUUCGAGUUUGAAACUCAUACCUUAGCAUUUGUGACGUUAGACAACGUCUUCCAGCCCAACUGGGCAGUCUCUUGCGACAAGCUACCGCCCACUCCAUCAGAUGUCUAUGCUGACUUUCAUGGAUUUCUCCGUGGAGUGAGCACUUUUGUUGAGGGCAUUAUGGGCUCACGCAAAGCUGGUCUGGCUGCUGAUGGCAUGCGCACUGCGCCGAGCAGGGUGUUCUUUGGCAUGGGGGUUUACACACUUUGCGAGGUAUUUUUUAUGGCAGGAAUUCCCAUCCAUAUUUCGAUACAAGACUUUUGCCAAAGUCCGUCUCGAGUGGCCCGACUCUGUCUGGCACUAUGGGAAUAUACAAGAAAGUCCCAUGAUAAUCUGUGGUCGGAUAUUUUGAAGCCUGCAUUGGUGGAUAACAUCUUGGCACCCACCAGAAGGCAGAGGGAGCAAUAUGGCGACUGGCUGAUGGUGUAUGGGAAGACAAGGACUCUUGUACCCCGUCGCAUGGCAGAGUUGAUCGUCAAGCAUGAAGCAAAUGAUGUAAAUGGGGAGGGUGAUAUCUUCGAGCCUGGAUAUCUCAAUAUUGCCCUUCAGGAGCACCCCUAUCUGGGGUAUCUUGUUUUUGGAGAGAGUGCAUGGACUCGCCUCGGCGGGUCCGUGGGUGGGGGUGAUCCCUUGUCUUCUCUUUUCAAUAAGCACAAUAUGCUUGACGCAAAAUCCCAUAUCAACCCAGAGUACUACAGCAGCAUUGUCCCGUACGACUUCAUGGACAAGACUCGGCCACGAAAGCAGACCUACUUGUACUAUCAAGCACAUAAGACUGGCGGGAAGCAGCUCUGGACGAUAGCCAAGAUUCCUUCCUCUCAUGCGGAGUCCUUCGAUCUCAUUACUGGGGUGGAACGAAAGACCCGUCUCUUUUCUGAGAUUGUCAAGAAGUCUGCAAGUGUUGCUAUUGGGCCUUUAGAGUACUGCGGAAAUGGUCGCAUCAUAAUGACAACACAUCAGAAGAAGAGAGUAUUCGUUGUACAAGGUGACCCCUCGCUAUCGAACACCGAUUUCAAGAGAUACAUCCGAGGUAUCUAUCGGAUUAAGAACCACUUGGAUGAACCAGGCCAACCAAAAAAGGGAAUGUCCAAGGAGCACCAGACGGAUCUCAAUAAAUGGAUUACUUCCUUGGAAGUUGUUCGCCGCCAUGCACUCUCUGGCUCGGGAUGCGACAUGGAGGAGACUGAGGAUGGUUUCAAUGGCUCAGAUGAAGCCGCCAAUGAUGACGAUGAUCAGCAGAUGGUAGUAGGGCCUUCCUCCGACAAUACCCUUGUUGGCGAUGAAGAUGAUCAACCACCGAGAAAGAAGCAGAGGCUCAGUACGGAUGCUCGGCUAUCGUUGACCUUUGGAAAGCAGAAUAUCAUUCCUCCACUCUUUGGCAUACGGGUGACUAGACGUAGCAAGAAGCCUUAG